Molecule: messenger RNA, 1444 nt
Organism: Lineus longissimus
Lineage: Eukaryota; Metazoa; Nemertea; Pilidiophora; Heteronemertea; Lineidae
Product: 2-methoxy-6-polyprenyl-1,4-benzoquinol methylase, mitochondrial-like
Exons: 7
Coding region: 1-972 (323 amino acids)
Biological process (GO): ubiquinone biosynthetic process
Molecular function (GO): methyltransferase activity
Source: RefSeq, a predicted model, not a curated record
AUGACUGGGUUGGUGCGAAGGUUGCUUCGGAGGGAGCUAUUUUCCUCCGUUUUGCUGCAAAGAAAUGCGUCAAUAAGUCAUGCCAGUUACUCUAAUGAUAGAGAAGCGAAGGAGGAACCAGAAAAUACAACACAUUUUGGCUUUGAAACUGUGACGGAAGAAGAAAAGGAGCAAAAAGUUUAUGACGUCUUUGAAAAUGUCUCUGAGAAAUAUGACCUGAUGAAUGAUGCAAUGAGUGCUGGUGUGCACAGACUCUGGAAGGAUUACUUUAUAAGCAGAUUGGCACCGCUGCCUGGAACCAAACUUUUGGAUGUGGCAGGAGGAACAGGUGACAUUGCUUUCAGAUUCUUGCAAUAUGCAAAAAGUGGUGAACUUGAGGAAUCCAAAGAAGAUUUUGAUGUGAAGUCGGAUGUUCUUGAUAAAUCUGGCAGAGCUGAAGGCGUUGAUGGUGCAUCCAACCCUGAAGCCGAUGAUGGGACGACCCAUGUGACUGUUUGUGAUAUCAAUCAAGCCAUGUUAGAUGUUGGCAAACGGAAGGCAGAUAUGUUAGGACAGAGGGAAGGUGUGACGUGGAUUCGAGGCAAUGCUGAACAUCUGCCAAUGCCUGAUGAUACUUAUGAUGCGUACACAAUAGCUUUUGGAAUCAGAAACUGUACACAUAUAGAAAAGGUGCUGGAAGAGGCGUACAGGGUGCUAAAACCAGGAGGACGAUUCAUGUGCUUAGAAUUCAGUCAUGUGCCAAAUCCACUCAUAAAGAGCCUGUAUGAUUUAUAUUCGUUUCAAGUAAUUCCUGUGAUGGGACAGGUAUUAGCUGCUGACUGGAAAUCAUAUCAAUAUUUGGUCGAGAGUAUAAGGAAAUUUCCUGAUCAGCAAGAGUUUUCCUACAUGAUUGAAGACGCAGGGUUCAGUGUGGUGAAGCAUGAAAAUCUUUCAUUUGGAGUAGCAGCAAUACAUUCAGGAUUCAAGUUAUGAUACAGGGUUAAAGUGACAGUACAAUGACAUAUCGUGUGGCAAAGCUGAGGCCAGACAAGUUUGUUUUCACACAUGGUUUUGAUGAACUAUGUGUGCAUGAACAUGUAAGGAUUAACCUGCAUACUGAUCAAUCCUAGUUGAGACUUUUUGACAGUGAUGCAAUAGAAUCGGGGGCAAGAUUGAAGAGGACACUGCACUUACUUAGUUGCUCUAGCAAAUGCAACAACGUCAUGGUAAAUCGUGUAUCAUAGAUCCCGGACAUCAUCUUGUCAUGAUGAACACUCCUGAUGCCACUGAGAGGAUUACCAGUGGAGGUGUCGCUCUUGAAGCAUUCGCAGUUGAAACAUUUCAUUAAUUUGGGUAUCGCUCUCUAAAUGAGGAGGAACACGGACUGACACAAUUGAUUAUUCUGAACUUUGAUAUCACAAGUGUUUAUUUGCGUGUAUGAAAUAAAAGUUGGUUUUCUUAGUCG